Staurois parvus is the source of this 302-nucleotide messenger RNA. Lineage: Eukaryota; Metazoa; Chordata; Amphibia; Anura; Ranidae. The record is from the annotation of a GenBank genome assembly.
CAGAUAUAGUGAAUGCAGGGUCCGGGGAGAUCAGAUAUAGUGAGUGCAGGUUCCGGGAGACCAGAUAUAGUGAAUGCAGGGUCCGGGGAGAUCAGAUAUAGUGAAUGCAGGGGUCCGGGGAGACCAGAUAUAGUGAGUGCAGGUUCCGGGGAGACCAGAUAUAGUGAAUGCAGGGUCCGGGGAGAUCAGAUAUAGUAAGUGCAGGGUCCGGGGAGAUCAGAUAUAGUGAGUGCAGGGUCCGGGGAGAUCAGAUAUAGUGAGUGCAGGGUCCGGGGAGAUCAGAUAUAGUGAGUGCAGGGUCC